AUGAAUGCCUCCGGACCUUCCAACCUCAAUAGCACAGCAUUGGAUGAGUGGUCUAUGGCAAGUACAUCUGUGGCUUGCAUAAUUCUGAGUCUGUCCUUCCUGGUAGGGGCUCCCGGGAAUCUACUGGUGAUUUGGACCAUCCUGAAGCACAUCAAGCUGCGUUCCCACACAGUGGUGCUCAUCCUCCAUCUGGCUGUCGCGGAUCUUCUGGUGCUGUUCACCCUGCCCCUGUGGAUCUACUCCCUGGCAAACUCCUGGAUCUUUGGGAACGCUACUUGCAAAGCCAUAACUUACAUCAUUACUGCUUGCAUGUACAGCAGUGUGUUUCUCAUCAGCAUUAUGAGUAUAGAGCGCUACGUGGCCAUCCACUACCCUUUCAAAAUGCGUGGCUGGAAAGGUUUGGAUAUGCUGUACAAAUGUUUGGGAGUCAUGUGGUUUGUGUCUUUUCUAUUGGGAAUUCCAGUGAUCCUGAUCCAUUACGUGGAUGAGACUGAUGAUGGUACUCUUCAGUGCAUUUUCAAAAAUUAUACCUCUGUGAACCAAGAGCUGUUUUGCCUCUGCCUAGAAUCCUCUGUUGGCUUUGUGAUUCCAUUUUCCAUUUUGGCCAUCAGCUAUUGUCAGGUGGCCACACAGCUAAAGCAGCUACACUCCGCCACUAAACAGAGGUCAACUGUUCUGAUCAGCAGUGUGGUGGUGGCCUUUGCCCUUCUCUGGCUUCCUCAUCACAUCCUCAAUGUCAUCGACGUUAUCAUCCUGUCCACGGAGAACUCUGACUCUACACCAGACUACAGAGAUAAUUUUGUGCUCAUUGCAGGCGCCCUGGCCUUUAUCAGCAGUUCUGUGAACCCUGUGCUGUAUGCUUUUGCGGCACGAAAUUUCCAGGGUGGACUUAGGAGGUCUGGCUUUGUGAAACUGUUCCUUGACAUAGCCUCCAAUUCUUUAAAAGCCAAAGAGAAUUCAAAAGGUUCAAGAUUGCACAGCACAAACUGAAGUAUAACAGGUUACAGGAGGAAUAGGUCCCUCCCUCCUCUGCCGUCCCCACACAUACUUCCUGUUUCCCACUGUGCAAAAAUACCUAUUUUGGACGUCCAACUUCAGGUGCAGAUUGUAACGCCAGAUGAUGUCUUUUUCCGACGUCCAGUAUUGACAUCCACAGAACCUCUGUAUAACGUCCAAAAUAGGUUACAUAGUCCUAUUGAAGUCCAAAUGCAUGGGGUCAUGGUUAGACAUCAAAAUAGCGGACGUUUACACAUCCUGCAGUCUUCCAGAAUUGGUCUUGGACAGACGGAUGCAAUAAAGACAUGAUCUGCAUGUCCAUCAGACGUCUAAUGAUGUAUAAUGUUUAGUGGGAA
This is a messenger RNA of Alosa alosa (allis shad), 1352 nucleotides long. RefSeq lists its product as uncharacterized. The record is from RefSeq and is a predicted model, not a curated record. Gene Ontology annotation, molecular function: G protein-coupled receptor activity. Gene Ontology annotation, cellular component: membrane. Lineage: Eukaryota; Metazoa; Chordata; Actinopteri; Clupeiformes; Clupeidae. The transcript has a single exon. Gene Ontology annotation, biological process: immune response; G protein-coupled receptor signaling pathway. Bases 1 to 990 code for a protein of 329 amino acids.